AUGUAUAUGGUUUCGGUCACAGGAGAUUCUGGCGGGUCGGACGAUGCAGUGGAAGCGAUAGACACCAUCCGCGGCUUGGUCGCCAUUGUCGCAGCACGGGGAUUCGUCAAAAUUAUGGCUAUUUUGGCCUCGACCUUUGGCCAGCAAGGACACGGGCAGAUUGACAUUCCCGAGGUCAUGCUCGUCGGCGGUGUCAAGAACCAGGCCGUGACUAAGCACUUAAGGGGAGCCUACGUGGUCGUCAGAGACGACUUGCCCAUUAACAAAUGUACCAAUCCCAACAACGCUUGGGACGCAGACAAGAGCCGCUGUCUUGAAAUCCUCGCUUGGUAUCCCAAGAAGGUGUUCCAGACCCUCGGCGGCAAUAAGAAUAUGAAGGCCCUUUGGACUACUUGGAAAAUGGACAAGCUCCAGACCCUCCGCAACGCCAUUGACUGCUGGAAGUACAACGACGGGUACAUUGGCAAGACAGACAUUCGCGAGGGCGACUGA
Molecule: messenger RNA, 492 nt
Organism: Colletotrichum higginsianum IMI 349063
Lineage: Eukaryota; Fungi; Ascomycota; Sordariomycetes; Glomerellales; Glomerellaceae
Exons: 3
Coding region: 1-492 (163 amino acids)
Source: RefSeq, a predicted model, not a curated record